Spinacia oleracea (spinach) is the source of this 763-nucleotide messenger RNA. RefSeq lists its product as uncharacterized. The transcript has 3 exons. The coding region runs from base 126 to 443 and encodes 105 amino acids. The record is from RefSeq and is a predicted model, not a curated record. Lineage: Eukaryota; Viridiplantae; Streptophyta; Magnoliopsida; Caryophyllales; Amaranthaceae.
GUCCAACUAACUUUCUGUAUUUUUCUUUUUCAACAUUCUUCGUCGUCCAAACUCCAAACCUUCCCUUGAAUAGAAAGAGAGAGACAGGGGAAAAUCCUUGUUUGGAAAGCAAUCGAACGGAAGCCAUGCCUGAAAUUCCCAUUGCAAGAUCGCUUCGACUUCUCGUUUUCUUAUCUUCAUUCCUUCUUUACUGUUUUACAGGUUUUUCAGACAACCCGCCAAAUGCCAAAAAUGACAGCACAGAGGGUUCAAAGAAAACUCACAGCGGUGGUACUGGGACCAAGGUUGCUAUCAUAUGCAUUGCUGUUGCAACUGUAGUGCUGUUUUCUUUUUUCCUCUUCAAGCUAUGGCAAAAAAAGAAACGAGAAGAACAAUAUGCCCGCCUUCUAAAGUUGUUCGAAGAGGAUGAUGAGCUCGAGGUGGAACUGGGUCUCAGAGAUUGAGUUCGCAUUCUAUCACUCGGGGAGUCCAAGGUGUAUGCUUUUGGCUUUUGAAUCUAAACAAUAGUUCCUUUUAGGAUAAGGAUAUGCUUUUUCGUGAUCGUUGGUGCUGUCUUCCAAGUGCUUCUCCGUUUCCUCGUAAAUUGUUGUAUUUGUGAGCAGAAUUGAACCUAUAAUUAUAAGCCAACUGAUUACUUUGGCUACUAUACAUAAUAGAAGCGUCAUGUAAAUGCUUUUGGUUCACAAUUUUGUAAAGAUCUUUGGACAUGAUAAACUCAUGUAAGAAGUAAAAUUCAUGCAAGUUAGUUGAAUUUUCGUUAUCA